UGCGCUGUGCUUCUGUCAACGGUGAACCCUGCCUACUUUGAUUUGAUUGGCCAUCUCAAUCGACCAAUCAUUUAUGUUUCUCUUUUUCUACCAGACGUGGAUCCGCUGAUCAUGCUACUGGUCCUUUUCAUCGGACUGAUCCUCUGCCUGCUGUCUAUGACUGUGAUUCUGUCCCACCACAAAUUUCUUCUUAAGAAACUCUGGCCUGACAUCCCGUCACCAGAGCACAAGUUUCCAGGUCUUUUUACCAUCUACAAAGGAGAUUUUAAGGAGUGGAUGAGCCAAAAUAAUGGCAGUAUGUGGGGCAGAUCAGUCCAUGUGUACACAGAGGAGCUUCCUUCACCACUGGAGGUUUUGUCCGAGGUUUCCCUGACCAGCCACGGCACAUCCCAGAGAGAGGAGAGGCAAGCUGUGGAGGAGGACAAGGAGAAGGAGAGCGAGCGUUCGGACUCGGGGUUAACGGACAGAUGGCAAGAACCUCCUGAAGCUUACUGUCUCGUGGAGCAACUGAGGGCGCUUCAAGAAAACCCAGAAUCUCUUUCCCAGUCAUUGUUACUGCAGUCACAUGACACCUACGUCACUCUCAAUCAAAACUCCCAAGGAGAUGACGAGCGACAGGUGGACGAUGUCUUCGAGGAGACGUUACCGCUCCAGAUGCUCUUCACCACCGCAGGAAGGAUGUCCUUGAACACCUCGCACUCCGACCUCGGCUCCCUCCAGCAGAGCUCGGGUUCGGGCAGACUAUCGUCCCAAUCCAGCUUCGAGUAUCCCAACCACACGUGGCCCCCCAAAGGGCCGGGAUACGCCUACAUGGCGGUCGCAGACUCGGGGGUCUCCAUGGACUACAGCCCGAUGAGCUCCAGCAGGAUCGCGGCGCUCGGGAGACACAGGAUGUACACAAAUGAUUACAAAAACGAGAUUUUUCUCCACAAGUGGCCACUCUCCGGUCAACACACUCAAUCCGGAUCAGAGUCCUGCAUGGGUCCCGGUUGGUAAACCUGCAAUACCUAGGGAUAGUCCACCCAAAAGUGAUUAUUCUGUCAUCAU
This is a messenger RNA of Sinocyclocheilus grahami, 1047 nucleotides long. RefSeq names its product erythropoietin receptor-like. Lineage: Eukaryota; Metazoa; Chordata; Actinopteri; Cypriniformes; Cyprinidae. The transcript has 3 exons. The annotation marks the transcript as partial. Gene Ontology annotation, molecular function: cytokine receptor activity. The record is from RefSeq and is a predicted model, not a curated record. Gene Ontology annotation, biological process: cytokine-mediated signaling pathway. Gene Ontology annotation, cellular component: external side of plasma membrane.